AUGUGCAAGCCAAUAGACUGCUCUAGCUGCACUGGAAAGACAUGGAUUGGUUGUGGAUUGCACAUCCCAUAUGCCAUGAGCUUAGUUCCAAAGGACCUGUGGUGUACUUGUAUCUCGGAAUCAGGUGUUGAAAGUGAAUAUCCUCCCAAGUUUGGUGAUGGAGUCGCAUCUGAGGAAAAUGAAUUAUCGGUCAAGAUUCAUCCUAGAGAAUCAUUAGCCUAA
Messenger RNA from Debaryomyces hansenii CBS767, 222 nucleotides. Its product is annotated as DEHA2B03916p. The record is from RefSeq and is a predicted model, not a curated record. The transcript has 2 exons. Bases 1 to 222 code for a protein of 73 amino acids. NCBI's taxonomy places the organism in Eukaryota, Fungi, Ascomycota, Pichiomycetes, Serinales, Debaryomycetaceae.